GCUAGCAGAUCAGCUUCUAGCCGAAAAUCAAACAAUUUCAAGCGGCAAUAAUAAUGGAUAGUCACCAUAAUAUGGUGGAAUACAAAGCUGAAAUCAUCAACUUGACGGUAAUGGCUGAGGACCGUUCUGUUGUAAUAUGCCGAGUCAGAAGGCAUACGCUCUUUGGAAAAAUCAUGAUGAAAUAUAGUCAGCAAGUGGGAAUUCCUGUCAACUUACUUCUCUUCCGCUUCGAUGGUGAGUCCAUCAACGAAACGGACAGACCAUUCAUGCUGGGUCUGGAAGAAGGAGACAUGAUAGAGGUCUACCGCCAACAGACUGCGGGCUAAAUAAUACGCUACAAGCAGUUUCACAUUUAUUAUAAUAUAUUAAAUACAUGGGUCUUCAACUUGCCUAGUUGCUUAUUGUCUUAGUAAAAAGUCCA
Molecule: messenger RNA, 421 nt
Organism: Ceutorhynchus assimilis (cabbage seed weevil)
Lineage: Eukaryota; Metazoa; Arthropoda; Insecta; Coleoptera; Curculionidae
Source: the annotation of a GenBank genome assembly